This is a messenger RNA of Trematomus bernacchii (emerald rockcod), 2736 nucleotides long. RefSeq lists its product as uncharacterized. Bases 272 to 1876 code for a protein of 534 amino acids. The record is from RefSeq and is a predicted model, not a curated record. Gene Ontology annotation, molecular function: GTP binding. Lineage: Eukaryota; Metazoa; Chordata; Actinopteri; Perciformes; Nototheniidae. The transcript is spliced from 3 exons.
CAGAGAAGACCUGAGUGGAAUUUGGAGUCCAAAGCAGCAUGUGGAAUUAUCAGAAGCUGGGUUUAACUGAGUGACGGGACUGAGAACGGCCAACAGCCAACAGAGAUGUGGAUCUGAGAGCACUCCAUUCACUUGAAGAGCAGAAGACACACUUUUAUUGCACAGACCACAAGUCUAUAAAAGUUUUUCUGAUUAGAAUUGACUAGUAUCUCUUUGGAGGCCUGGUCCAGGUAUUAGCUGAUUUUAAAUUCAUUACUUCAAAAACUAAAUAAUGUCUGGAUUGUUGUCCAAACAGCUUGCUCUUUCACUUAAAGACAAAAGCAAAUUGAUAAAAUCCGAGACAGGGCCUUCUGUUUACAUAAUUCCACAGAAAGAACAAAAAAUCGAUGAAAAAGGGUGCAAGAAAUUCAGUUUUGGGAAAGAGUCCCAAACUGGUAAAACUAAUCGCACCAUAAUGGUUCUCGGAGCAACUGGGGCUGGGAAGUCAACUCUCAUCAAUGGGAUGAUCAACUACAUUCUAGGUGUUGAAUGGGAUGAUCCAUAUCGGUUUAAGUUAGUUGACGAGGAUCAGUCGAGAUCGCAAGCUGAAAGCCAGACCUCUGAAGUCACUGUGUACGAAAUUAACCACCAAGAGGGCUUUGAAAUCCCCUGCUCUCUAACUAUUGUUGAUACCCCAGGCUUUGGAGAUACAAGAGGCAUACAUAGAGACAAGGAGAUGACAGAACAGAUUCGUAAUCUCUUCUCUGCCGAGCAUGGCGUCAGUGAAAUUGACGCUGUGUGUUUUGUAGUUCGAGCUUCUUCAGCUCAGCUCACACCAACACAUAAGUAUGUGUUUGAUUCUGUGCUCUCAAUCUUUGGCAAAGAUGUGGAAGAAAACAUCCAGGUUCUGGUGACAUUCACAGACGGCCAACGCCCACCAGUUCUAGAGGCGAUCAAUGCUUCAGGCGUCCCUUGUCCUAAAACAGAAGACGGGCUGCCAGUUUACUUCAAAUUCAAUAAUUCUGCAUUGUUUGCACAGAACCAAUCAUCUGCUGCUGCUGCUGCUGACUCGAGCGGGGAUGAGGAAUAUGAAGGCUUUGACAAGAUGUUCUGGGAAAUGGGGGCAAAAAGCAUGAAGAAGUUCUUUGUUGCUUUAGAUAGGAUGACAACCAAAAGCUUAACAAUGACAAAGGAAGUCCUCGGAGAAAGAAAUCAGCUCCAGAUCUCAGUUGAAAAUGUGCAAAAGCAGGUUAAAGUAGGGUUGGCCAAGCUUGAGGAGAUUAAAGAGACAACUGAAAAACUUAAACUGCAUGAAGCAGAGAUCAGCAGAAAUGAGAAAUUUGAGAUUGAAGUAGUCGUCAUAAAGCCUUUUCAAGAAGAUAUUUCUGGCACUGGAGACUUCAUCACCAACUGUAAGGUGUGUAAUGUCACCUGUCACGGGUCAUGUCCAAAUGCCAACGAUGCAGAUAAAAUAAAGUGCUCUGCAAUGGGACCAGAUGGAAACUGUACUCAGUGUAAAGGCAAAUGUCAUUGGAGUAAACAUUUUAGCCAGAAGUACAGAUGGGAGUAUAAGAAGGUUAAAGAAAUGCUAACAUUGGAUGAUCUGAAACAAAAGUACCUGGAAGCCUCAGAGGCUAAGGUAACUGUUCAGGAAGUGAUCGACGAGCUGAAGGUUGAAUAUCAGCGUCAUCAGGCUGAAGUGAUGGAGAUAAUGAAGAGCUCAGCCAAGUGUCUAAACAGACUAGGAGAGAUCGCACUGAAGCCAAAUCCUCUCUCCACUCCAGAGUACAUUGACCUCCUUAUUGAGGGAGAGAAAGCUGAGGGCAAGUCAGGCAGGAAGCAACGAGUUGAGUACCUGAUGGAGAUGAGAGGACAAGCAGAGCUCAUGGCAGAGUAGGCAGAGGAGGAAACCUGCUUGAAAGUUAAGAAUCUUUAACUGAGGGCAACAUCAAGACCAGCUCCAACUAGGACCAAGACAAGAGCUGAACAUGAUUUAAAAGAAGAGACGUGUAUAUACAAAAUAUUGGUAUUUUAUAGGUGUUCUGUUAACUGAGGUUCAGAGGAUGAAUAUAUUUUAACUAAGAGAUGAUCUAAGAAAUCAUUCAAAAAUCCCUUUUAGCAAGUUACUUUGAAACGUGAAUAAAGAUUUUCUUUCAACACUCUUUCAGGAAUGCAACAUACAAACCCGUUUUAUUGACAUCAAGUAGUUCAAUAUGUUACCAUUUUGAGAUUGUUUCCAAUCAUGAUAAAACAGCAACUCUCCUCUGGAUCCUCUCUUAACAGGGGGUUCUAAAAACUGAAUUAAAGAUUUAAGACAUUACAAUACAAAUAAUUAAUAACAGAAUUGGAAAUAAAAGAAAAACUACAAUACAACUCAACAUCCUGUCCUGGGCAUUAAUCCUGGGCUCGAAAGCCAAAAAGAGUCAUGGCAAUUUAAACCCCCAUGUCAGCACAUUCUUCAGAAAAAUUGUUGACUUCGAGUGGAUGUCUGUGUAGACAAGUGCUCCCCUCCUUGUUUUCUUUUCUGUCUCCCUGCUGCCCAGGUGCACCUGGUCUGCCCCUGGCUCCGCCUCUGCCCAGGUGUUCCAAAUUCCACUCAGCCGUGUAUAUAUAAAGAGAAGCUGGAGGAGAAGGAUGUCUUGGCCUAUCCUAACGCCAGGAGACACUCUCCUUAGAAUACCUCUUUGCCAUUUUGAGCUGUAGGCCAUAUUUUUGCAGAUGUGUUUAUGUUUAGCCGGGAGGACCUGGUAGUCCAGU